Molecule: messenger RNA, 2090 nt
Organism: Bombus terrestris (buff-tailed bumblebee)
Lineage: Eukaryota; Metazoa; Arthropoda; Insecta; Hymenoptera; Apidae
Gene: Slu7
Product: pre-mRNA-splicing factor SLU7
Exons: 5
Coding region: 191-1912 (573 amino acids)
Biological process (GO): mRNA splicing, via spliceosome
Cellular component (GO): spliceosomal complex
Molecular function (GO): pre-mRNA 3'-splice site binding
Source: RefSeq, a predicted model, not a curated record
UAUGGCUUCUGAUUCAUUACACGAUUGGUAUUUCAGAACACGUAACACAACAUCAUAACUGUUUACGUCUGUCGUUAGAUUCUAUAUUAUGUAUAGGUUAGUUUCGGUAUUUGUCAGUUUACGAGCAAGACACCGAAAUUAAAUAAUCUUACAAAAUUAAAAUUGAUCUAACUUAGUUAUCUUUAUCGAAAUGGCUAAUACUCUAGCUAAUGUACCUGUGUCAAAAAUUAUAAAGAACAAAAGCAAUUUCGAAGACGAACCCAAGAAAAAGAGUCGAGAAGAUUGGCGAAAGGCUAAGGAAUUAGAAGAAGCGAGAAAAGCUGGUACAGCACCAGCUGCGGUAGAUGAAGAAGGCAAAGAUAUUAAUCCACACAUUCCACAAUACAUUAGUGCUACGCCAUGGUAUUUUGGCGCACAGGGGCCUACUUUGAAACAUCAAAGACCGCAGCCUGAAAAGCAAAAGCAGUAUAGCGGUAUAGACGAAUGGUAUAAGCGUGGUGUAGAUUCGUCUAAAGUAGCAACAAAGUAUCGUAAAGGAGCCUGUGAAAAUUGUGGAGCAAUAACUCAUAAGAAAAAGGAAUGUAUGGAACGUCCACGUAAAAUAGGUGCAAAAUUCACAAAUGCAAAUAUAGCGCCAGAUGAGUUUACUCAACCAGAAUUAUCUACAGACUAUGAUGGCAAAAGAGACAGGUGGGCUGGUUACGAUCCUUCACAGCAUAGAGCUAUUAUCGAGGAAUAUCAAAAGAUCGAGGAAGCAAAACGACAAAUGCGUGCAGAAAAGUUAAACGCGGAAGAGAAUGAUGAACAGGAUUCGGAUAAAGAUGAGGACAAAUAUGUUGACGAGGUUGAUAUGCCUGGAACAAAAGUAGAUUCUAAACAACGUAUUACUGUUAGAAAUCUACGAAUUAGAGAAGAUACAGCAAAGUAUCUAAGAAACUUGGAUCCAAAUUCGGCAUAUUACGAUCCUAAAACGAGAUCCAUGCGUGACAAUCCUUAUACCGGCACCGACAGAGAGGUGGAUUAUAAAGGUGAAAAUUUUGCGCGUUUCUCGGGAGAUACACAACGACAUUCAAAUGCUCAAUUGUUUGCAUGGGAAGCGCAUGAAAGAGGUGUUGACGUUCAUUUACUCGCCGAACCCACUAAAUUGGAAUUACUUAAACAGGAAUAUGAUAAAAAACGCGACGAACUGAAAGAUAAAGCUCGUGAAAGUAUAAUUAAUAAAUAUGGAGGUAAAGAACAUCUCGAUGCUCCUCCACCUUCUCUUUUACUAGCACAAACAGAACAAUAUGUCGAAUAUUCCAGAUAUGGAAAAAUCAUCAAAGGACAAGACAGACAAAUAAUUCGCUCUAAGUACGAAGAAGAUGUAUAUCCAAAUAAUCAUACUUGCGUUUGGGGCUCUUAUUGGCAUGCUGGUAAAUGGGGAUACAAGUGCUGUCAUUCGUUUAUAAAAAAUUCAUACUGUACAGGAAAUGCAGGUAAAAAGACAGCCGAAGCAGCCGUUAUUGAAAUCAAAAAAACCGUAAAUGAGGAAGAAAAGUCUAAUGAGGAAAUAAUACAUUCAUCCGAUGAAAAAUCUGAAAGUAAUGAUACAUCCUCGGAUGAAGAAGAAAAGGUAUUAAGACCGAUAAAAUCGAAAUCAUCCAAAAGGAAGGAGAAGAAACAAAAACAGAAAGAAAAACGAAAGAAUAAAAAGAAAGCUGCUAGGUUACAAGAACAAGAUAAAUUACAAGAAGCAUUGCAGAAAGAGGAAGAAAGACAAAAAGAAGCGGAAAGGCUGCUACAAAUGAAUGAAAGAAAACGCCCUUAUAAUAGUAUGUAUGAAGUUAAAGAACCAACAAUGGAUGAGAUCGAAGCAUUUCAAAUGAAGCGACAACGUGAAGACGAUCCGAUGGCGGAAUUUCUUAAUAAAUAGCUUUCAGGAUCUAAUAAAACUCUUGUAAAUUUUUUAGAUGUACUAAAAUUUAUUAUGUAUAGAUCCAAAAUGAAAAUUAGAUAUAUAUAAAAGUGUAAUAUAAUAUAAGGGAUUAAAAAGCGAAUAUCGUAUCUUGUAUCGAUUUAACGUAUUUAAUAAAACGUGAACAACAUUGCUA